AGGCGGAAAAGGGCCACAGAGGAAAAAGACACAGAGAAGCCAGCUCUUCACAGUCGUUACUGUGGUGUCCUUUCAGGAACUCCACUGAAAUUAAAGUUAAAGAAAUAUAGAAUCUGUCAGUCAACAAGUACAAGUUUGGGAAAAGAGAUGAUAGCAGUUUAGAGACAUCAACAGAAUUUUGGUAAAUGGAAAGGACAGGAAAAGUGACAGCUAAUUUAACAAUGGACUGUGGAGAUGGUUGCCCAACUGUAGAAAUUUAUUAAAACUGAUGGAAUAGUACACUCAAAUGGCUGCAUUUUGUGGCAUAUAAAGGAAGAUCUAGGUCUAAAAAAGUACCAGAAAGUGGACGAGGGAAGCGAUAUUCAUACAAAUUGCCUCAAGAGUACAACAUAGAGACUGUAGUGGUUGCAGACCCAGCAAUGGUUUCCUAUCAUGGAGCAGAUGCAGCCAGGAGAUUCAUUUUAACCAUCUUAAAUAUGGUUUUUAACCUUUUCCAACACAAGAGUCUUGGUGUGCAGGUCAAUCUUCGUGUGAUAAAGCUUAUUCUCCUCCAUGAAACUCCAGCAGAUCUCUAUAUUGGGCACCAUGGAGAGAAAAUGCUAGAGAGUUUUUGUAAGUGGCAACAUGAAGAAUUUGGCAAGAAGAAUGAUAUACAUUUAGAGAUGUCAACAAGCUGGGGGGAAGACAUGACUUCAGUGGAUGCAGCUAUACUUAUAACAAGGAAAGAUUUCUGUGUACACAAAGAUGAACCAUGUGAUACCGUUGGUAUAGCUUACUUGAGUGGAAUGUGCAGUGAAAAGAGAAAAUGUGUUAUUGCUGAAGACAACGGCCUGAAUCUUGCAUUUACAAUUGCUCAUGAAAUGGGUCACAACAUGGGCAUUAAUCAUGACAAUGACCACCCAUCAUGUGCUAAUGGUCUUCACAUCAUGUCUGGUGAAUGGAUUAAAGGACAAAAUCUUGGUGAUGUUUCAUGGUCUCGAUGCAGCAAGGAAGAUUUGGAAAGAUUUCUCAGGUCAAAGGCCAGUAACUGUUUGCUACAAACAAAUCCUCAGAGUAUAAAUUCUGUGAUGGCUCCCUCUAAGCUGCCGGGGAUGACAUACACUGCUGAUGAGCAGUGUCAGAUCCUCUUUGGGCCAUUGGCUUCCUUUUGUCAGGAGAUGCAGCACGUUAUUUGCACAGGAUUAUGGUGCAAGGUAGAAGGUGAGAAAGAAUGCAAAACCAAACUAGAUCCACCAAUGGAUGGAACUGAUUGUGACCUUGGUAAGUGGUGUAAGGCUGGAGAGUGCACCAGCAGGACCUCAGCACCUGAACACCUGGCUGGAGAGUGGAGCCUGUGGAGUCCCUGCAGCCGAACUUGCGGUUCUGGGAUCAGCAGUCGAGAGCGCAAAUGUCCUGGGCUAGGUUCUGAGGCAAGGGAUUGUAAUGGUCCCAGAAAACAAUACAGAAUAUGUGAGAAUCCACCUUGUCCUGCAGGUUUGCUUGGAUUCAGAGACUGGCAAUGUCAGGUCUAUAGUGUUAGAACUUCACAUCCAAAGCAUGUACUUCAGUGGCAAGCUGUCUUGGAUGAAGAAAAACCAUGUGCCUUGUUUUGCUCUCCUGUUGGAAAAGAACAACCUGUUCUUUUAUCAGAAAAAGUGAUGGAUGGAACUUCUUGUGGAUAUCAGGGGUUAGAUAUCUGUGCAAAUGGGAGAUGCCAGAAAGUUGGCUGUGAUGGUUUCUUAGGGUCCCUUGCAAGGGAAGAUCAUUGUGGUAUAUGCAAUGGCAAUGGAAAAUCAUGCAAAAUCAUUAAAGGAGAUUUUAAUCACACCAGAGGAGCAGGUUACGUAGAAGUCCUGGUGAUACCUGCUGGAGCAAGAAGAAUCAAAGUCGUGGAGGAAAAGCCAGCACAUAGCUAUUUAGGUAACCUGUGUUACAGACACAGAGCUGAUCCAACACUCCGGGAUGCUGGCCAACAGUCUAUUAAUAGUGACUGGAAGAUUGGACACUCUGGAGCCUUCAGCUUAGCCGGGACUACUGUUCAUUACGUAAGACGAGGCCUCUGGGAGAAGAUCUCCGCCAAAGGUCCCACCACUGCAGCUUUGCAUGUCCUGGUGCUCCUGUUUCAGGAUCAGAGUUACGGUCUUCACUAUGAGUACACUGUCCCAUCAGACCCUGUUCCAGAGAACCGGAGCUCUAAAGCACCCGAGCCCCUCUUCAUGUGGACACACACAGGCUGGGAAGAUUGUGAUGCCACGUGUGGAGGAGGAGAAAGGAAGACAACAGUGUCCUGCACAAAAAUCAUGAGCAAAAAUAUCAGCAUUGUGGACAACAAGAAAUGCAAAUAUUUAACCAAGCCAGAGCCACAGAUUCGAAAGUGUAAUGAACAGCCAUGUCAAAUGAGGUGGAUGAUGACAGAAUGGACCCCCUGUUCACGAACUUGUGGGAAAGGGGUGCAGAGCAGACAAGUGGCCUGUACCCAGCAACUGAGCAACGGGACUCUGAUUCGAGCCCGGGAACGGGACUGCGUGGGGCCCAAGCCCGCAGCGGCGCAGCGCUGUGAGGGCCAGGACUGCAUGACCGUGUGGGAGGCGGGGGUGUGGUCUGAGUGCUCUGUCAAGUGCGGCAAAGGUGUCCGCCACCGCACCGUGAGGUGCACUAACCCAAGGAAGAAAUGUGUUUUCUCCACCAGACCCAGGGAGGCCGAGGACUGUGAGGACUAUUCCAAGUGCUACGUGUGGCGAAUGGGUGACUGGUCUAAGACCUCGCAUCUCUUCCAGUGCUCCGUCACCUGUGGCAAAGGGACGCAGUCCCGUGUCAUCCAGUGCAUGCACAGGGUCACGGGGAGACAUGGAAACGAGUGCUUUUCUUCAGAGAAGCCCACAGCAUAUAGGCCGUGCCACCUUCAGCCCUGCAAUGAGAAGAUCAACGUAAACACCAUAACGUCCCCCAGACUGGCUGCUCUAACUUUCAAGUGCCUGGGAGAUCAGUGGCCCGUGUACUGCCGGGUGAUACGCGAGAAGGACCUCUGCCAGGACAUGCGGUGGUAUCAGCGCUGCUGCGAGACGUGCAGGGACUUCUACGCCCAAAGGCUGCGGCAGAAGAGCUGACUGCUGGCGGACUGGCUGGCUCACGGCUCUUUGCAAUUACUUUAUUUAUAAACACACACACUAGCAUGUUUUUCAGACCAAAUAUUAUCAGAUUACAUAUAAUUUAAUCAAAUUAAUUUAUUUUUUUUUUGCCUGCCAAACAUCCAAUGUGGUGCUUGUUUUGAUUAUGCAAACAUUUUUGAUUUAUACUGUAUGGCUUCAUGAAUAAUUUUAUAUAAAUAGUUAAGUUGGAUCCAAUAACAUAUUUUUAAACAAGGAAAAAAAGAUCAUUAGACUUAAAAAAAUGUUUUUGUUCGUUAGGGCUGUCUCUAAGAUGCUACUUUCUCCCCAUCAGCACCAUUCAGUUAUCCAGAAUGUAUACUAACUUAGCAUAAUAGUUUAGUUAUAUAUGGAGAGAAAUUAUUUUUGUUUUCUUGGUGUCCUGCUGCAGAAUUAGCCCAUUUUCUGUAAUCUGCAGAUGUGUAAACAUAACAAACCUCGUAGUGUUAAACAGGAUUUUAGAGAAUGUAUUAUGAAUUUGGUUCAGAUUUAGAAACAUCCAUAGGAAAAUUCUGCUGUACUUAUAACCUUAUUUUAAUAACGGAAAAGAAAAGUCAAAGUAGAGACUUUGAUCAUGUUCAUGAACAUGUACUUGAACACAAGUAUUGUAACAAUGAAACACUGUAAUGAUUUACACUGAAUCACCAUUGCACUGUUGAUAUAGUGUAGAGAAACCAUUAGAAGUGAUAACAUCUUACAAAAAUGUAUAUUAUUUUAACAUGUUGUUAUUAGAUUUUAGCUUUCUUAUAAUAUUUUAAACAAUGGAGGCAUUGGUCCACCCAUUUUCUUGUAUCUUUUUAGAAGAAUUAUGGAAGAGAAUAGUACUUAGCCUCAUAAAUCAUAAUGAGAAAAUUUACUAAAUAUUUGUCAGCCUUUUUCUUAGGAAUGGGGAAAAACAAAAAAGCAUAUAAUACUGUGGUAGUUUCAUUGUGGGUUUUUUCCUUUUAAAAAUUGAAAAGUUUUACAAUUCUGUGAAACGUUGAAAAGCCAGCUUAAAAUGUUUCUUGUGAGAAAAUAUUGUACAUGAGUCACAUGAUUUCUUAGAUUUUACAAUAAAAUAUGUGAAGCUUCCUGGUGGGAGAUUAUUCUUCAUAGACUUCUCAUGAUUCCACACAUCAAGCAAAGGUAUUGCCCACUUGUGCUCUGGAGUAUCUUCUAAAAGAUUUCUAUAUAAUGAACUGCCUUGGAAGAUAGAAAUAGUGUUUCUCUUUGGAGCAAAUGGCAAACAUGCUUCUUAUUAUUAAAAGUUCCAGGGUCCCUGGGUUUCUUUCUAAUAUUAAUAAUAUAACUCAAUGCAUAUACAGGUGUCACCUGGCUCUCUUUCCGACACUCUGUGGGAAUUGGGGCUCAGGGAAUCAAUUCAGGAAAGUGCUAAUUUCUUGGCUACUACUAUUGCUGUAAGUAAUAAAGUCCUUUGUCUUUAACUCAGAAGUCUCAUGUCUUCUGCCCUGAAAAUGUGGCAGGUUAACUCAAUAGGUUUCAAGUAGGGUAAAAUCUCAAAACCUUCAGUUUUUGUACUUUUGUUAUUAAUAUUUUUCACCUUCAUUUUAAUAAAACUGCUUUAAUAUUGGGGUCAUUUUGUUUCUAGGUUGUCCCUUACUAUGUAAAACCUUUAUUUUCAUUGCUGAGAUAGAAGAUUAACCAGUAUCAGCAAAUUUCAUAUGAGAUAGUAGUGAAUGGGAGGAGGGAAAAUUGAAAUAGUAAGAGGAGGAACUCCUAAUUCUAUCCUUUGAUUCUUGAAUGCAUGAAUCUAGGUAGAAAUAGCAUAAUAUAUUGAAUGAUGAUUCAGAACACAUACAUCUAAGGAUAUUAUUUCAGAUCUCCAAAGUUUUUACCCAGCUGGUGCCAGAUUAAAUCUUUUAUAAAAAGAUAUUGUAUUAUUCUCUUAGGCCAUCUGCUUUAAGGUGAUGGGGAGCAUAGUAAUACUAGACAUUUACAUGAGCAGGAGCCCAUCACCACGUUUUAUUUGCUGUUAAAAGAAUUCCCUGAACAGAAACGAUAUUAUGUGGAAUACAGUAAUAGUGAAUGAGACAUCCGUUAAGUACACAGAUGGUAUUUUGGCAGAAGCAUUGGAGGCUGGGAAGGCAAAUCCAUUUUCAGAGCAAGUGACUAUUUCUGAAAGAACAAGCCACUGCCU
Molecule: messenger RNA, 5262 nt
Organism: Microcebus murinus (gray mouse lemur)
Lineage: Eukaryota; Metazoa; Chordata; Mammalia; Primates; Cheirogaleidae
Source: RefSeq, a predicted model, not a curated record